AUGUGCGGCGUGGGCGCGAGCGGGGCAGCGCAGCAGCGCAACGGGAAGAAGAGGCUGACCACGGUGCAGGGGCUCAGCGCCGCCUACAACUACGCCCGGAUCCUCUGGGACCUCAAGCGGGAGCUCUGCUGCAGCGGGGUCGUCGUGGAGGACGAGGAGCUCGGCAGCGUCAUCCAGCUGCAGGGCGACCACCGCAAGGCCGUCGUCGCCUUCCUCGUCAAGGCCGGCAUGGCCAGCAAGGCCAACGUCAAGGUCCACGGCUUCUGA
Molecule: messenger RNA, 267 nt
Organism: Miscanthus lutarioriparius
Lineage: Eukaryota; Viridiplantae; Streptophyta; Magnoliopsida; Poales; Poaceae
Source: the annotation of a GenBank genome assembly